This is a messenger RNA of Kickxella alabastrina, 543 nucleotides long. RefSeq names its product ADP-ribosylation factor family-domain-containing protein. Bases 1 to 543 code for a protein of 180 amino acids. The record is from RefSeq and is a predicted model, not a curated record. The transcript has a single exon. Lineage: Eukaryota; Fungi; Kickxellomycota; Kickxellomycetes; Kickxellales; Kickxellaceae. Gene Ontology annotation, molecular function: GTPase activity; GTP binding. Gene Ontology annotation, biological process: intracellular protein transport; vesicle-mediated transport. Gene Ontology annotation, cellular component: cytoplasm.
AUGGGCGCCGGAAUCUCAAAGAUGCUCGCCAAGCUCUUUGGCAACAAGGAGAUGCGUAUACUGAUGCUCGGGCUCGAUGCCGCCGGCAAAACAACAAUUCUGUACAAGCUGAAGCUCAACCAGUCGGUGACGACCAUUCCGACCGUCGGCUUCAACGUGGAGACGGUGACAUACAAGAAUGUCAAGUUCAACGUGUGGGAUGUUGGAGGCCAGGACAAGAUCCGGCCUCUGUGGCGUCACUAUUACACAGGCACGCAGGCGCUUAUUUUCGUAGUUGAUUCGGCCGAUCGCGACCGCAUAGACGAGGCGAGAACGGAGCUCCACCGUAUUGUCGGUGACAGGGAGAUGAAGGACUGCCUUCUGCUUGUGUUUGCGAACAAGCAGGAUUUGCCAUCAGCGAUGACUCCCGCGGAGGUUACAGAGAAGCUUGGUCUGCAUCGGAUGCGCGAUCGCCAGUGGUAUGUGCACCCGUCAUGUGCUACCACCGGUGAGGGUCUGUUUGAGGGUCUGAGCUGGCUCAGCCAGAACAUCAAGACUCCUUAA